Messenger RNA from Thalassophryne amazonica, 3103 nucleotides. Its product is annotated as zinc finger protein 678-like. Gene Ontology annotation, molecular function: RNA polymerase II cis-regulatory region sequence-specific DNA binding; DNA-binding transcription factor activity. The coding region runs from base 188 to 1567 and encodes 459 amino acids. The record is from RefSeq and is a predicted model, not a curated record. Lineage: Eukaryota; Metazoa; Chordata; Actinopteri; Batrachoidiformes; Batrachoididae. Gene Ontology annotation, biological process: regulation of transcription by RNA polymerase II. The transcript has 2 exons.
UUAAACUUAUUUUUGUUUCUUUAAAAUUGGACCUAAAAUUUCAGAGAACAUCAUCGGUUGAUCAGGAGUUCUCUGUCUGAUCAGGUGUUUCUGCUUCACUGGUUUCAAAGCUGACUGGUGGGAAGACGAGUGUCGGACGUUUGAUCUCAACUCGGAGCAGCUGUUUGAUCUCAACUGAGGAUGCAAUAUGAGUUCUACACGAAAGAAACAGGGUAACAGAAGCAGACGCAGACCUGAAUCCUCUCAGCAGAAUUACAAAACUGUUGCAACACCAACAAAUAAAAAUAAACCAUACAGCUGCGACCAAUGUGGGAGAGCUUUCACAUGGCCAAAUGAACUAAAAAGGCACCAAGUCAUCCACAGUGAAGAAAAGCCGUACACUUGUGACCAGUGUGGGAGAGCAUUUAACCAACUGUGUCACCUCAAAAACCACCAGCUCAUCCACAGUGGCGAUAAACCGUAUACCUGUGACCAAUGUGGCAGAGCGUUCAGCCAGCCAAAUAAUCUGAAAAGGCACCAACUCAUCCAUAGUGGAGAGAAACUGUAUAUUUGUGACCAAUGUGGCAGAACUUUCCAUGUGUUGUCUUACUUAAAAAAACACCAAAUCAUUCACAGCGAAGCAAGACCAUACAGCUGUGAACAAUGUGGGAGAGUUUUUAGUCGACCAGAUACUCUGAAAAGGCACCGGGUCACCCACAAUGAAGAGAAACCAUACACUUGUGACCAGUGUGACAGAGCUUUCUCCACGUUAGCUUACCUAAACAUACACCAGCGCAUCCACACUGGACAUAAACCGUACAUUUGCAGUUAUUGUGGGAGAGCUUUCAAACAGUCAUCAACCCUAAAAAGGCACCAACUCAUCCAUAGCGGAGAGAAAUCAUACAGCUGUGACCGGUGUGACAGAGCUUUCUACACAAUAUCUGAAUUGAAAAAACACCAACGCAUACACACUAGAGAUAAACCAUACACUUGUGCCUAUUGCAGGAGACCUUUUAAACUUGUAUCAUCCCUAAAAAGGCACCAGCGCAUCCACAGUGGGGAGAAACUACAUGUUUGUUCCUCUUGUGGGAGACCUUUCCAGCAUUCAUCAGCACUAAAAAAGCACCAACUCAUCCAUGGUGGAGAGAAACCACACAUUUGCACUUCUUGUGGGAGAACUUUCCAGCAUUCAUCAACUCGAAAAAGGCAACGACUUAACCAUGGUGGAGAUAAACUGUACCCCUAUGACCAAUGUGGGAUUUGUUUUCACCAUCACCAUCUUAUCCAUACUGGUGACCAAAUGUACUCUUGCAGCCACUGUGGGAAGAGAUUAUGUUCUUUGCUUUCACUGAAGUAUCACCAGCGUACUCACACUAGGGAGAACUCAUAUCGGUGCAAAUACUGUAGGAGAAACUUUAUUCGAUUAUCGUCACGGAUCAUUCAUGAGUGUCUUCACGCUGGAGAGAAACCAUACCGGUGUCACCACUGUGAGAAGUGUUUUAGUUGUAAAUAUUCGUAUGUAGUACACAAACGUAUUCAUACUGGUCAGAAACUGUAUUGGUGUCAACUACCUGAAGCAGUUGUGUAAGCUCCUGUUCCUCCUGCUGAGAUGUUAGACAUCUUCAGUACCAGUGUUCUUUGGCUGAUUCUGUAGUCAUCUGUGAAGCACCAUGUUUUGGUGAGAUUGUAAAGUCUAUGAACCAGCAGAAGGUGGAGAAAACUGAAGGGUUCUGGGAUAUUGAAGCUGAAUUCUUUCAGCUGGGUUAAGAUGCUGUUCUACUGACAUUGCAAGUAAUCUUUGUUUCUAUCUGGGAGACUGGUAUCAUCCCUGUGGGCUGGAAGAAUGGCUGGAUGGCCAUGGAGGACAUGUGUCAGUUAUGUGGGUUGGCGAUGUGCAGCUUCCAGACCUAACCUGCCCAGAUGUCAAAUCUUUGUGGGAAAUAAUAACAUUUUGAGUGUCCUGUAUUUAUGUAACUUUUAUCUGUUUUUAUGUAUGUUGAUUUUUGUAUCAAACUCUAAUCCAAAGAUGUAAUAUCAGUUGCACAAGUUGAGAGGAAAAAUUUUAGUUUAACCUUUAUUUAACCAGGUUUGGCCCAUUGAGAUCGAGAUCUCUUUUGCAAGGAGACCUGGACAAUUAUAAAGUUGCUUAUUCACCUAACCUGCAUGUCUUUACAUGUGGGAGGAAACCACAUUUAUAUAUUACAAACAUUUACAUAUUUAUAUUACAUUUAACGAGGAUCCUGGUAGUGCCCUUUCAUCAAUUAAUUUAAGUUUCACCUUUGCAACCAUACUCCCCCGGAACCCAAAGACUUUGGUUUCCUGGAUUCUGAAGCUAGUUGGCAUUGUUUAUGGUCAAAACUACGACAGUAUCUGAUCGUCUUCGAACGUCCGACUUUCAUUCUUGAUUAUUGAAAAUAUUCUUGGCAAAUGCUUUUGCUUUCAACCAGCUUGCGCCAGUCCAUGAAUUUCACGCUGAGCAGCGCAAUAUGAAUGCCCCCGGCCGUCCCUCUUAAUCAUGGUCCAAGUUCAGAGAAGAAAAUCCACAAAAUAGAACCGGAGUCCUUUUCCAUUAUUCCUAGCUGGGGUAUUGAGGCGACCAGGCCUGCUUUGAACACUCAUUUUUUCAAAGUAAAUGCUUUGGACCCCGCGGGACACUCAGCUAAGCACAUCGAGGAGGUACCGAGAGGCAGGACCUUGGACAGACAGCAGCUUGCUUCGCAGCGGGCCAUCAGCUCAAUCCCGAGAUCCAACUAUGAUCUUUUUAACUGCAGCUACUUUAAGAUACUCUGUUGGAGCUGGAAAUACCACAGCUGCUGGCACCAGACUUGCUCUCCAAUGGAUCCUUGUUAAUAUUACAAACAUUUAUAUAUUACUCACAAAAUAUAUUAGUCGUACAUACAUUGAUUCCAAAGUAAGUUCCAUUCAUGUCAUUGUUUUGAUGAUAAAUGUCCAAAACUGCUGUUGAUUUUUUUUGUUGUUGUUGCACACACAUAAGAGCGAUGCGCUGGGUGCUGGUCUGUCAUAUGGUACAGUGGUCAGUGUUGGUAAAAACAAGGUUGUAGGGUCAAAUCCAGCAUUACAUUUUUUUUUGUGCAAGUUUCCUCUUGAUGUUCAAAGUGUUUGA